AUGGCUGAGAGGGAACUUGCCGAGGACGCGGAGUGGAAAAUUAUUCAAAAGAACACAUUCACUCGUUGGGCCAACGAACAUUUGAAACCCAAGAAUACCGCAGUGGAUGACUUGCAAUUUGAUUUGGCCGAUGGGCUCAAACUGAUCGGGCUGGUGGAAGCGCUCUCUGGCCAACAGUUCAAACAUGUGAAUAAAAAACCAAGUUUCCGGACCCAAAAAUUGGAAAAUGUCACUAUGGUUUUGCGAUUUUUGGAAGAGAACGAAGGUCUCCGGCUGGUCAAUAUUGACAGUACUGAUAUUGUGGACUGUCGGAGUAAACUCAUUCUUGGUCUCAUUUGGACUCUCAUUCUGCACUACUCCAUAACAAUCCCUCUGUGGGAGGGUGAAGUUGACCACGGACAAGGACAAGGUCCCACACCGAAACAGCGGCUUCUCUCGUGGUUGAACAACAAACUUGCCGACCGGCCUGUGAAGAACUUCACCACCGAUUGGAAUGACGGGACGGCGAUAGGUGCUUUGGUAGACGCCUGUGCCCCCGGUCUCUGUCCCGACUGGAGGCAAUGGGAACCGAAACAAAAUCUGCGUAACGCGCGGGAGGCAAUGAAUGCGGCUGAGCAGUGGCUAGACGUUCCACAACUUAUUCGACCGGAAGAGAUGAUCAAUCCCCGAGUGGAUGAAAAGGCCAUGAUGACGUAUUUGAGUCAGUUCCCAAGCGCGAAACUCAAAGAGGGUGCUCCACUUCGACCAAAGUCUACCCCAGAACUCGUGCGCGCCUACGGACCUGGCCUGGAACCUCACGGAAACAGCGUUGGUAAUCCCGCACGAUUCACCAUCGAUACGUUCAGCGCUGGUCGCGGUCAAGUCGAAGUGAUUGUUCUCAAUCCAAAGGGACAACGCGAACCGUGUGAGAUUCUCAGCAACAACGAUCGUCAGCAAACCUACUCAUGUGCCUACGUGCCGACCCAAGAGGGCGAGUACAGAGUCAUCAUCAAGUUCGCCACAAAAGAGAUCCUCAACUCGCCGUUCAAAGUGAUGGUUGAAGGUGCUGUCGGGGAUGCGAGCAAGGCGACCGCUUCUGGACCCGGUAUUGAACCACAGGGAAACCAGGCAGGUCGCCGAACUUUCUUCAACAUUUUCACAGCCGCCGCUGGUCCAGGUAACGUGGACUGUGUUAUUCUUGAUCCCCACGGAGGCCGGGACACAGUGAAACCCGUAAUCACAAAACAGGGAGAAGAUAAUUAUUUGGUUGAGUAUAUGCCAAAAGAAGAGGGUCUCCAUUCAGUGAACGUAUUCUUUGCUGGGCAGCAAAUACCAAACUCUCCUUUCGGUGUUAUGGUUGGACCGACCUGCGACGCGAAACAAGCCUAUGCAACCGGCCGUGGUAUACAACCUCAGGGAGUCCGUGUGAAGGAUCUUGCCGACUUCAAGGUCCACACGGAAGACGCAGGAGAAGGUCCUUUGGAGGUAGCUGUGAUUGCACCAGAUGGUCGUGAAAUUCCCUGCACCACACGAAAAACUGGCGCAUACUUGUUCGAAUGUGGUUAUCAUCCUCAGAGACCUGGUCUCCACCAAGUUCACGUCCGCUACGGUGGAGACCACAUUAUGCUCAGUCCGUUCAACGUGGACGUUGGACCUUACAAAGAGUCACGUAUCCGUGCUUUCGGACCGGGUCUGUCCGGCGGUGUGGUAAACAAACCGGCCGUAUUUGUGGUGGAAACCAACGGAGAAACCGGAGCGCUUGGCUUUUCCAUCGAAGGCCCAAGUGAGGCUCGAAUCGAUUGUACAGACAAUGGGGACGGUUCAGCCACCGUGGCAUAUUGGCCAACUGUGCCGGGCGAAUACGCUGUGCAUAUUCUGUGCAAUGAUGAGAACAUACCGAAAUCCCCCUUCAUGGUUCCCAUUGAGCCUGAUUUGGGCAAGUGUGAUCCCGAUCGUGUGAAAGUUCAUGGACCCGGUGUAAUGCCAACGGGCAAUGUGGCAGGACAGCCAACUGAAUUCACUGUGGACAUUAGAGAUGCUGGUGGUCCGGCUCCCCUAACGGUGGAAUGCCGGGAUAACGAGGGGGAGCCUGUGGCGCUGAAGGUGCGAGACAAUGGGGACGGAACCUAUACGUGCAGUUACACCCCAAAAGUCCCAAGAAAACACACGGUCCUCGUGUCCUACGGAACGGUCAACGUACCACGCAGUCCCUUCAGAGUUGACGUGGCCGAACCAAGCCAACCGGGCAAAGUGCGGGUGUUCGGACCCGGCGUGGAGAGUGUGGUACGCGGAGAGCCAACUUAUUUCACCGUGGAUUGUACCCAGGCUGGACAAGGCAACGUUGGCAUUAGUGUGACAGAUGAAAUGGGUCGGGAUGUCGCCAUGGACACGCAGGAUAUGCGGGACGGCACCUUCCGUGUCGCGUACACAGCGAACACUCCGGGACCCACGUAUACAGUACACGUGUUUUUCAACAAUCAAGAGGUCCCCCGAAGUCCCUUCCGAGUUCCCGUCAAGCCCAACGUGGAUAUGUCCAAAAUUCAUGUGGAGAAUUUGAGUCCAAGGGUCUUAAAAGAAUCAUUUGCUAAAUUUACCGUGGACGCCAAACCAGUUGAUCCGCAGGGGCGUGGACUCGUCAAGGCAAUCGUGGUCAAUCCGCACAAACAACGCACCGCCUGUCUGGUUCAGAAUAACGCAGACGGAACAUGGAAAUGUAGCUACUCGCCAGUCGACGAAGGUCUUCAUCACAUCGAGGUCACAUACGAUGGUGCACCUGUGCAAGGAAGUCCAUUCCCAGUGAAUGUGACUCCCGGCUGUGACCCUUCUCGAGUGCGUGCUUAUGGUCCCGGUUUGGAAGGUGGAACCACACAUGAACUGCAACGAUUCACUGUGGAUCUGGAUGGGGCUGGUCAAGGCGCUUUGGGAUUGGCUCUCGAGGGACCGGCUGAUGCACAAAUCCAAUGCCACGAUAACAAGGACGGCACUUGCACAGUGGACUACCUACCAACAAGAGCUGGUCUAUAUGACGUGUUUGUCAAGUUCAACGAUAUGAAUAUACCAGGCAGUCCAUUCCAAGUGCCCAUUCAUGACAAGGUGGAUCCUAGCCGCGUACGUUGCUAUGGUCCUGGACUGGAACCACGUGGGGCCCGAGCGCAGCAGCCAGCCACUUUCACGGUAGACGCCUCUCAGGCUGGAGAUGCUCCAAUCAGCGUUGCGACAGUGGAUCGGUUGGGUCGUUCCACACCGGCGCACGUCUCCUCAAGAGUUGGUCAACCCGGAGUGUAUGACGUGACUUAUGUCCCCGCAUCCGAGGGCCCCUGCCAGAUUGAAGUCCGACAGGGACCGUCUCACGUCGCCAGAUCCCCGUUCACUCAACACGUGCUGCCCGCUUUUGAACCGCAACGAGUUCGUGUGACUGGAGAAGGUGUGCAUCCCACACGACCGCUCGGGCUCCCAGCCACCCAACCGACGUCGUUCCAGGUGGACACUCGAGACGCGGGCAUGGGAGACCUAGAGCUCUCGGUUUCGGAUUCUGAGGGUCAACCGUUGCAGUUGGAAGUGGCCGACCACGGGGAUGGAGUCUACACCUGUCACUACAGACCAUUGAUUGUUGGUCGGCAUACGGUGAGAGUGAAAUUCGGUGGUCAGGAAAUCCCCGAAAGUCCAUUCCUCGUCCCAGUGGCGCCCUCAGGACGUGCGGAUCUCUGCCGUAUCGAAAGUGGUAACGAUAGCCGUAUCCCUGUGGGUCAAGACUGUGUCAUCACUGUGAACACAUCUCAGGCUGGAGUUGGUCAGGUGACCUGUCGCAUCAUCACUCCGUCUGGAGCAACCGCGGAUGUGGAGAUACAGGAGGCACCGAACGGACGCGUGAACAUCUACUACACUCCACCCAUUCGCGGGGACUAUCUGGUUGAAAUUCGGUUCGGUGGUGACUUGAUUCCGAAUGGCCGCUUCAGUCAACGAGCGGUCACCGCGGACGAAUUGUCGGGAGAAGUAGUGGAACGUGUUCAGCACGUGACUGCGCAAUCUGUACACUCGUCAUCGAUCAUCACAGGCUACCAUCCGGUGGAUUUCAAGUUACCAGUUGGACCCAUGUUCAGUCGAGUGGAGGGUCUUGUUCGAACUCCAUCCGGGCUCACAAUGCAACCGACCUUGAUAGACAACGGUGAUGGGACUGUGACCGCGCAGUUCCAGCCAAACGAACCGGGGUUGCAUGAGUUGGAAAUCACUUACAACGGCCAGCCGAUACCGGGCAGUCCGUUCCGAUUCUACGUUGAGGCAGUCGGCUCGGGUAAUGUGACCGCUUACGGGCCAGGUUUAUCCUUUGGUCGUGCAGGAGAGUUGGCCGAAUUCACUUUGGUUACCAAAGAGGCCGGAGCAGGUGGUCUAUCGCUAUCGGUCGAAGGCCCAUCAAAGGCCGACAUCCAAUGUCACGACAACAAGAAUGGGACAUGCAGCGUAAGUUAUCUUCCAUUGGUUCCUGGCGAGUACUCAAUCACCAUCAAGUUCAUGGAACGCCAUAUUCCUGGAUCUCCGUUCACGGCACACAUUGGAGGUGAUUCGCGGCGUUUCAACCAAGUGUGCGUGGGGACUACGAGCGAGAUGCCUUUGCGCAUAACAGAAACCGAUAUUUAUAACCUCGUGGCAACUGUCCGAAGCCCAUCAGGACAAGAACAGCCUUCUACUCUAAAACGUCUCCCCAACGGUCAUUUGGGUAUAUCUUUCACACCGAAGGAAAUUGGCGAGCACUAUGUGAAUGUGUUUAGAAACGGACGCCAUAUUGCAAACAGCCCGUUCAAAAUUUACGUGGGUGAGGGAGAAAUCGGUAACGCUUCAAAAGUUCGUGUCUACGGUAAUGGGCUUCACGAGGGCACAGCAAACCAGACUUGUCAAUUCACUGUGGACACUAGAAAUGCAGGGUACGGUAGCCUCAGCUUGUCCAUCGAAGGUCCUAGCAAAGCAGACAUUGAAUGUCACGAUAAUCACGAUGGGACUUGCCUUGUGACGUAUCGACCAACGGAGCCGGGCACCUACAUCAUCAAUGUCAAAUACGCCGACCAGCUUGUCAGUGGCAGUCCGUUUGUGGUACACAUUGGGGGCGAACCUUCGCUGCGGAUGAUGGAGCGUAUCACACGACAGCGCGAGUUGGCUGACGUCACUCAUGUUGGCAGUCAGUGUGAACUGAAUUUGAAAAUACCAGGUAUCAGCCUGAGAGACCUAACGGCCACUGUGACCAGUCCUUCGGGUAUCACUCAACGGUGUGAUGUACUUGCAAUGGAUGAUGUCAACUACACUAUCAAAUUCGUUCCGCAAGAGAUGGGGGUUCACACAGUGUCCGUCAGGCAUCGGGGCUCGCAUAUUGCGGGGAGCCCGUUCCAAUUCACUGUCGGAGCGAUCACAGAUGGCGGGGCGCAUAAAGUGCGCGCAUCAGGUCCGGGGCUUCAGCAUGGGUUAACUUAUGCGCCCAACGAUUUCAGCAUUUACACCCGUGAGGCCGGAGCCGGUGGUUUAUCGGUCGCGAUCGAAGGACCAAGUAAAGCGGAAAUUGAUUUUGAGGACCGCAAGGAUGGGUCAUGCGGUAUCUCCUACCGAGUUACCGAGCCCGGUGAAUACCAGUGUUCGGUCCGGUUCAACGACGAGCACAUCCCUGGGUCUCCGUUCCAAGUUACAAUCAACGAGACAAUGGAACGCACGUUCUACAGCCCUGAGUUGCGUCAACUGAGCGUUUCCACUGUACAAGAUCGUGGACUCCAGAUCGGUAGACCGACUGCAUUCACGGUGAACUACACCGGGAUGACUGGUCGCCUUCGAGCUUACGCCAUUGCGCCUUCGGGUGCCCAAAUCGAUGCCUUUGUGCAUCAAGUGGACGCAGACCAACAUGCGGUGAGAUUUACACCACAAGAGAACGGCCCACAUCUGGUACACGUGCUCAUGGACGAGAGGCCCAUUCCUGGAAGUCCGUUCCGAGUACUCGUCGGUCAUGAUUCAGGUUUGGUGACAGCCAGUGGCGAAGGACUGUCUCACGGUCGAGUGGGUGAACGCAAUCGUUUCUUCGUCAACACCACACAAGCCGGUAGCGGAGCCCUCUCAGUGACUGUCGACGGUCCUAGCAAGGUGCAGUUGAACUGUACAGAGCGUCCGGACGGAUAUGAGUUUUCCUAUCUUCCCACGAUCCCGGGCGAGUAUCUGAUCAAUAUCAAGCAUGGUGAUCAGAGGCACAUAAUUGGGUCACCAUUCAAGGCCUACGUAACUGGAGAAGCUAUGUAUGAGGCUUCGAUUGCGGAUUCAACUCACGUGGUCGUGGAAACCGGCGGUCGUCUGGCCACUGGUCCACAGCGUUCCGUAACUGAGUCCAGUCCAAAUCGUGUUGUCUGCACGGGAAACGGACUUCAACAAGCCUACCUCAAUCAGACCAACACGUUCAAUGUGAACGCAACUCAGGCAGGACACGACGUGCUAUAUGUAGGUGUUUCCGGACCGGUAGUCGCAUGUGAGGAGGUCAACAUCAAACACCUCGGACUCGGGCAAUACGCCGUUAACUACGUGGUCAAGGAUCGUGGACAGCAUCUCAUUAUGGUGAAGUGGGGCGAUCAACAUGUGCCCGGCAGUCCGUUCUUAGUCAAUGUGAUUUGA
Dicrocoelium dendriticum is the source of this 6612-nucleotide messenger RNA. Lineage: Eukaryota; Metazoa; Platyhelminthes; Trematoda; Plagiorchiida; Dicrocoeliidae. The record is from the annotation of a GenBank genome assembly.